CUUGGCUCACAACGUCUUCCUCCACAGAGGACAACGUCUUGGAGACACCUUGUGAAGCCAACAGGUCAAGAUGCUCAAGGUUAGGACCAUCCUCCUCCUGUGUGGCCUCCAGAUCUUCCAACAAACCACAGCGCAGGAAGGAAGCCCUCUGACAGCCGUAUUUGAUGAUGAAGAUGUACACCCUCAGAUCUUGAACGAUGAUGGAGCUGUCACAGAACUAUUGGGAGGAGAUCUUUUAGGAGACUUACCUGGUGGCACCCUGGACACCCUGGGUAUCAUUGGGCGGCAAAGAAGAGAUCUGCUUGGAGGUGCCUUGGAAAGCAAGAAAGGUCUGCCUGGAAAUGUCUUGGGAGGCAAGGCAGGUCGGCUUGGACGUCUCCUGAAUCUUAAUUGGAAGAUUGUGGAUGCCAAGCUGCUUAAUGUCACCCUGAAAACCCUGCCAGAUGAUGGGCUCCUACUGGUGAUCCCUGUCAAACUGGAACUCCGGAGCAAUAGUUCAGGUGCUGCACCCAGGGAGGUCAGGUCUUCCAAGGCUCUGAUUGAUCUUCCGCGUCUUCUUGUGGAAGUAAAUAUCAAAGCUUCUCUUCAGAUGGUGCAAAACGAGUCCGGAGCACAUAAGCUAGUGGUUGAGAACUAUAUGACCGACCCAGCUCACAUCAAGUUCUUGUCUGGGACCAGGCAGUUGAACUCGGAUGCCAGCUUCUCCAUCCUCUUUGACGGAUUCCUUCGUUCGCUCCGUCCAAUUGUAUAGUUUAUGAUGAAUGGCUUGAACACACGUCUUGGGACAGUCACCAAACACACCAUCGUGACACCGCUGACUCCUAAGCUUCCAUAGAUGGAUCCAUGUUGCUGCAGAAAGAGCUUCAAGAUAGACCAGAUCUCCUUUCUGGCUGCUUCAUCUGCCAUCUUGGCUCCAAGUCUGAACCAUGGAAAAAACAUCAGAUGUAUCCUCAUUUUUGUUUCUCUUUGAGCUGUAGACCUGCUUAUCUUUGUUUCAUCUUGUCAAAGAGGGAUGUCAACUGGCUCUUCUCCAGUCAAUAAAAUAUAUCAUUUCCUAGCAUUUGCUGUGUCUGUUAAAUGUUUUUCCUCUACUUUAGUGCAUUUUGAACAAGUCCAGUCUCAGCAUGUGUUGCCCCCUAUGCAGUCAACCCUUCACUUGGGUCAAGGCUUAAAGAUGCAGGACCACCCCAAAAACUGUACCGGUCAAAUUCUUCAUCUGAAUGCAGAAUAAUCACAGGUUGUCUUAAACCUACACCUGUUGAUAAACUCUACAAGUUAGCUGGCAUUGCCCCUCCUGACGUGCGACGGGAAGUUGCUGCUAACGGUGAGAGAAAAAAGGUCGAACAUUGUGAAAGCCACCCACUGCAUGGCUAUCACCCUCCUCCCACCAGACUCAAACCAAGGAAGGGCUUCAUGAGAACCACCACUCCUCUUGAUGUUCCUCCAGCAGCAGCAAGGGUGUCCCUCUGGGCAGCUAAACCAGGCAAUUCCAACUGGAUGGCCCCCCAUGAGGGAGCUUCUGCCUCCAGGGGCAAACCAAGAAUGGGCAACUUGGAAGUCCCUGAACAGACCCAGAAGCGGAGUGGGCAGAUCUAAAGACAACUUGGCAAGGUGGCACUACCUGGAGGAAUCCUCCACCUCGUGUGACUGUGGAGCAGAACAAACAACUCCGCAUAUGUAUGCUUGCCCACAAUGUCCUCCCUUAUGUACGGAGGAGGAGUUGCUUAAAGCUACGGACAAUGUGGUUACUGUUGGCCGCUUGUGAUUUCCUUUUUUUCAUCAUUUUUAAAAUGUAUUUGUUAUGCAAUGCUUUUGACACGAAAUAAAUAACCCCAAGAAGUGGGGAACUGGAAUUGAAAA
Molecule: messenger RNA, 1860 nt
Organism: Anolis carolinensis (green anole)
Lineage: Eukaryota; Metazoa; Chordata; Lepidosauria; Squamata; Anolidae
Exons: 8
Coding region: 71-751 (226 amino acids)
Molecular function (GO): lipid binding
Source: RefSeq, a predicted model, not a curated record